AUGGCGUCGGCGGAGCAGGAGGCGGCGGUCGCCGCGGCCGUCGUGGAGGACGUGAUGCGGCAGCAGGGCGGAGGAUGCGGCAGCACAGGAGGAGGAGAUACGGUUGGGUCCUGGAGGAACAUCGACAUUGCCUGUCGCAAGGCGGAGGAAGCUGCAAUAAGAAGGUAUGAGGCAGCCAACUGGUUGCGAAGGAUAGUUGGGGUAGUGUGUGCGAAGGACCUUGCAGAAGAGCCUUCCGAGGAGGAAUUCCGUGUUGGCCUGAGAAAUGGCAUUAUUCUCUGCAAUGCACUCAAUAAGAUUCAACCUGGUGCGGUGCCCAAGGUUGUGGAGGUGCCAUCGGAUUCUACUGUCCCUGCCGAUGGUACAGCUCUCUGUGCAUAUCAGUACUUUGAGAAUGUGAGGAAUUUCCUCAUUGGCCUGCAAGAUUUAGGUCUUCCAACAUUUGAGGCAUCAGACCUGGAAAAGGGUGGACAAGGUGUUCGAGUUGUAGACUGUGUUCUUGCUCUGAAGUUAUUUUGUGAUGCUAAGCAAGUGGGAAAACAAUCUCCAUUCAAAUAUGGUGGCAUUGUAAAGCCUUUGUCUGGAAAGUAUGUCAUUCGCAGGAAUAAUGAACCUUUUACGAAGGUGAUGAUGAGGAGUCACUCAGCUGAAUUACUCCGAGAUGGCAUAUCACUGGAGCAAAUAGGUCUUGAUUUUUCCCUAGAACCCACUGAAACAACUACUCCAGACUCCAUCCGGAUGCUUGUUCAAACAGUUCUCUCAGAUAAGAAACCAGAUGAAAUUCCAUCAGUUGUAGAAUCACUCCUGAGCAAAGUAAUUAAUGAAUUUGAGCGCCGUGCUGCAAGCCAGAGUGAAUUGGUAUAUUCAAUUAUGGAACAGGUGAAAGACACUAUGGAUACCAAUGACCGUAACUCAGUUUUGAGAAUGGACUCUCCGUUUGACACCAAUGAUAGUAAGUCAUUAUCCAGAGUGGACUCUCCACAAGUGGAGUCUACUUCCUGCAGUGAUCUGGAGAAGGCCACUGAAAAUAUGAAGAUGGAUGAAGAUAAGCUGAAUGCAUUGAGUGUGACGGAAGAUGUAAGCACAUUAGUACCUGUACCACGAAGCAAUGAUAAUGUAAAUAAAAAUACGCCAAAGCCAGUGAGAAAUUUUGAUAAAGAACAGAAACAGAUCCAGGAUUUGAAAAGUAACAUGUCCACUGUUAAGUCUUGCAUGGAGCAGUUAAAACUGCUAUACUCUGAAGACCUUAAAAAGCUUGGUGAUCAUUUGCGUAUUGUUUCUCACGCGGCUUCUGGAUACCGUAAGGUUGUUGAGGAAAACCGCAAGCUUUACAACCAAAUACAAGACCUUAGAGGAAAUAUCAGAGUUUAUUGUCGAGUGAGACCUUUCCUUCCUGGAAAAGUAAGUUCCUCGAGCAGUGUUGCUGGAAUAGAAGAUAGAACCAUCACACUUAUGGUACCAUCAAAAUAUGGAAAAGAUGCAAAGAAGUCUUUUACUUUCAACAGUGUCUUUGGUCCCCUGGCCACACAAGAGGAGGUCUUUACAGACAUGCAACCUUUGGUCCGUUCUGUUCUUGAUGGCUUCAAUGUUUGUAUAUUUGCAUAUGGUCAAACUGGAUCGGGAAAGACCUUUACAAUGAUGAUGGAGAUCUACAACGAGCAAGUGAGAGAUCUCCUUCAGAAUGAAACAUUGGAAAUUCGAAAUAAUUCUCAAAAAGGAAUUGCAGUUCCAGAUGCAAAUGUGGUUCCAGUCACAUCGACCUCUGAUGUAAUUGACUUGAUGAAUCUUGGCCAAAAGAAUCGUGCAGUUUGCUCAACUGCCAUGAAUGACCGAAGUAGUCGCUCCCAUAGCUGUCUGACUGUUCAUGUUCAAGGGCGAGAUUUAUCAUCUGGAACAGUCCUAAGAGGUUGCAUGCAUCUUGUGGAUCUAGCUGGGAGUGAAAGAGUUGAUAAAUCUGAAGUGGUAGGAGAUAGAUUAAAGGAGGCACAGCACAUAAACAAGUCACUGGCUGCACUAGGCGAUGUAAUUGCAGCCCUAGCCCAGAAAAGCACACAUGUUCCUUACAGAAAUAGUAAACUUACUCAACUAUUACAAGACUCACUUGGAGGACAAGCGAAGACAUUGAUGUUUAUUCACAUAGCUCCAGAACCAGAUGCUGUUAGUGAGUCCAUAAGUACUUUGAAGUUUGCCGAGCGUGUUGCCACUAUUGAGCUUGGAGCAGCCAAAUCAAACAAGGAAGGAGGAGAGGUCAGAGAGCUCAAAGAACAGAUUGCUUGCCUCAGGGCAGCAUUAGCUAGGAAAGAUGGAGAUCAUGAGAGCAUACUAAGCACUCAAUCAAGUCCAGACAUAUAUAGAAUGAGAACAGGUAAUGCAUCACCUGCAUCGAGGCACCCAAUAGAAGAUGGAAGUAUAGAGAACGACUCAGCAUUGGGAGAUUUGGCUGAGCACUCACAGUUCGGGAGCAGCAAUUCCCUGCCAGAGUUGGGACCUGAUGGCACACAAGAUCUUGCCUUCUACCAAAGAAGCAGCCCUGAACAGCAAUGGAGCUGGUCUGGGUCUGUUGGAACAGAGGAUUCCGAUGAUUUCGAGGUUGCAACUAAUUGUUCGUCAGAGCUAGAUUGUGUGAGACCAUCUAGUGCCCCAAAAGCUUCAGGUUUAACAAAUGGAGGGGGCUCAGCUGCAAGAAAGACCCAACUCAAAGGUGCAAAAAGUUCAGACCUUAGAGUGAAUCCUGCAAAAAGGUCAUCGCCAUUACAGAAAAAGCUGAGUGCACCCUCACCAACGCUAAUCAAGAAGAGCGGUGCUGAAGGAAAGAAAACUCCAAAUGGUAAAACAGGAACCAAGAAGUAA
Messenger RNA from Miscanthus lutarioriparius, 2850 nucleotides. The record is from the annotation of a GenBank genome assembly. Lineage: Eukaryota; Viridiplantae; Streptophyta; Magnoliopsida; Poales; Poaceae.